UUUCCUGUUAAAUUCAUUCCCAGCAAAUUUCUCGAGUACGCUUCAAUUCGUACUGUUCGAAAUUGGCACCCAGAACCCCCCAAGAAAAUGGCGACUUCCGCCGUAGAUGGUGGUGGUAGUAGUAUUGGCGGAGAAGACAUAAAGUUCAGCGUAAUGGUUAGCCUAUUCCAGUGGAUACAGAAGAGCAAAUCAUCAGCGCAGAAGCGGUCCAAGUUCCGGAAGUUUCUAGACGCCUUCUGCAGGAAGCCUCAGGACAAUUUCGCUGCUAUGCGGCUCAUUCUUCCUGGUCUCGACCGAGAGCGUGGCUCUUAUGGACUCAAAGAGCACGUGCUUGCCACGUGCCUCAUUGAUGCCCUUGCCAUGUCCCGUGACUCCGAUGAUGCCCGGCGGCUCCUCAACUGGCGUAAAGGCGGCCCCAAAACUGGCUCCAAUGCCGGAAACUUCUCUCUUGUCGCUGCCGAGGUCCUCCAGCGUAGACAGGGAAUGGCCUCUGCUGGGCUAACAAUUAAGGAACUAAAUGGAUUCCUUGAUCACUUGGCGUCCAGUGAAAACAGAGCAGAGAAGACUUCAAUUCUGUCUGAUCUCAUCAGGAAAACAAAUGCGCAAGAAAUGAAAUGGAUUGUAAUGAUAAUUCUGAAAGAUCUUAAGUUGGGAAUUAGUGAAAAGAGCAUCUUCCAUGAAUUCCAUCCUGAUGCAGAGGACUUAUUCAAUGUCACAUGCGAUUUAAAACUAGUUUGUGAAAAGUUGAGGGACAGAAGUCAACGGCAUAAACGCCAGGACAUUGAAGUUGGAAAAGCGGUCCGCCCUCAGCUGGCUCUUAGGGUCAGUAAUGCAUCUGCUGCAUGGAAAAAGCUUCAUGGGAAGGAAGUAGUUGUUGAGUGCAAAUUUGACGGGGAUCGUAUCCAGAUUCAUAAAAAUAAUUCUGACCUAAACUUCUUCUCAAGAAACUUUUUUGAUCAUCAAGAGUAUGCUCAUGGAAUGUCAGAUGUUAUUACACAGAAUAUUCUUGUUAACAAGUGCAUACUUGAUGGUGAAAUGCUGGUUUGGGAUGCAUCAAUGAACCGCUUUGCAGAGUUUGGUUCCAAUCAAGAAAUAGCAAAGGCUGCAAGAGAGGGUCUUGAUAGUGAUAGGCAGUUGUGCUACAUUGCAUUCGAUAUUCUUUAUGUUGGGGAUACCAGUGUUAUUCACCGAAGCUUGAAGGAACGUCAAGAGAUUCUCCAGAAAGUCGUGAAGCCCAUAAAAGGCCGUUUAGAAAUUUUAGUCCCUAAUGGCGGUCUUAAUGCUCAUCGUCCUUCUGGGGAGCCAUGUUGGUCGAUCAUUGCUCAUAGUGUUGACGAUGUUGAUAAAUUCUUUAAAGAAACUGUUGAGAACAGAGAUGAAGGAAUUGUUUUGAAAGACCUAACUUCAAAAUGGGAACCCAGUGAUCGGAGUGGAAAAUGGCUAAAGUUGAAGCCUGAAUAUGUUCGAGCUGGCUCUGAUUUGGAUGUUCUUAUUAUUGGAGGCUACUAUGGUUCUGGGCGCCAUGGAGGAGAGGUAGCUCAAUUUCUGGUUGGUCUUGCAGAGCGUCCGGCUCCAAAUACAUAUCCAAGAAGGUUCAUUUCUUUUUGCAGAGUGGGCACCGGAGUUUCUGAUGAGGAACGUAAUACCAUAGUAACUCGAUUAAAACCCUAUUUCAGGAAGUAUGAGUACCCGAAGCAGGCACCACCAACGUUUUAUCAAGUAACAAAUAAUGCAAAAGAGCGACCAGACGUGUGGGUUGAAAGUCCAGAGAAAUCCAUCAUUGUUUCGAUUACAAGUGACAUUAGAACAAUAAGAACUGAGGUAUUUGCUGCUCCAUACAGCUUGAGAUUUCCACGUAUUGAUCGAGUGAGAUAUGACAAGCCUUGGCACGAGUGUCUUGAUGUGCAAUCAUUUGUUGACCUGGUACAUUCGAGCAAUGGUACCACGCAGAGGGAGGCAGAUUAUGGAGUUGGGCAGGAUCAUGAACCAAAGGCCAUUAGGCCGUCAAGAAAACGAGGGAAAAAGAAUGUUUCUGCAGUUCCUUCUCAUUUUGUACAGACUGACGUGUCUCACAUCAAGGGUGAAACGUCAAUGUUCUCUAACAUGGUGUUCUAUUUUGCUAAUGUGACUUCAUCACAUACACUCGAUUCCAUGCACAAAAUGGUGGUCGAGCAUGGGGGUUCUUUCUCCAUGAAUUGGAAUAACUCAGUUACUCAUUGUAUAGCAGCUGAAAAUAGAGGUAUCAAGUUUCAAGCUGCAAAACUUCAUGGAGAUGUUAUUCACUGCUCUUGGCUCUUUGAUUGCUGUCUGCAAAAGAGGCUCCUUCCUUUACAGCCAAAGUAUUUUCUUUUCCUUUCUGAUUCAACAAAGAGAAAGUUGGAAGCAGAAGUGGAUGAAUAUUCUGAUUCUUUCUACUCUGACCUCAGCGUCAAAGACAUUAGAAAGCUUUUGAGUGACAUAGAACGCUCCGAAGACUCCAAAACUGUUGAGUACUACAAGAAAAAGUACUGUCCCAAGGAUAAAUGGGCUCGAUUUCAUGGUUGCUGCAUUUACUUUUUCAUUCCAGAGCAGUGUUUGAAAUAUUCAGAUUGCAAGGCUUUAGUGGAACUCGCUAUGAGAAGGAUGAAAGUUGAAAUUUCUGUGGGUGGUGGGGAAGUUGGUGACAAUCUUUAUCAUGCUACCCAUGUGGUGGUCGUGUCUCUACCAGACUUUGAUGUAAAUUUCAGUGAAGUUUUAAAUAGUUUCUCAGAGGCAGAGAAGCAUGUUUUGUACAAUACAAAGCUGCACGUUGUCAGGGCAAGGUGGUUGGAGGAUUCCUUUAAAGAGGACCGGAAGUUGCACGAGGAUAGUUACAGCCUAAAGCCUAGCAAUUUUCAAAUGUCAAUCUCUGAGAAGAGACAUGAUAAGGUAAGAGGAAAAGCCGUAAAGUGCAAAAGAGCAUCUUCCCCUGAUAAUCACGGAGUACAAAUCAAAGCAGAAGGAACUUCAGACCAGUGCCAAGCCAUCACGCUACCUAAGGGGGAUAGAAAGAGAAAUAGAUUAAGACCUACUGGUACUGCUACAGCAAAAGCAAAACCAGCAAUCAACAUGCCCCGGAGAGAUAGACGCAAGGCCACAAAUAGACGUGCUAAGAUUCAUGAAAACGAAUCUGAUGAAAGUGCCACUUCAGGUGAGCACCUUCAUAAUGAUGAGAGUGAAGGAGCUGCUGGGACUUGUGGAAGUCAUGAAAAUGUUGCAGAGCAUGGCUCAGGAAUUGAGAAUAAGGAUGUUGCAGAUGAUUUGGAAUUGUCACCACAUGGUGAAACAUUUCCACAAGGCACUUCUGAAUGCAGUAGGAGCCGUGAAAGAUUGGACGAAGCUCACGAAACUUCAUAUGAAAGUGCAAAUAUUGCCAGUGGUAAGCUGGAAGACCCUGUUGAUCCAGUCCAAGCUAUGUUAUUGCAUAUGAUACCCCACCUGGAUAGUAAGCCAAGCCAAAGUGUGGAGAGUCUUGUAAAAGACGACAAACCAGAGGCAGAUGCUAAUCCUAGUCCUAAAAAGAAGAAGAAAGUUAGCUAUAAGGACGUAGCUGGUGAAUUGCUCAAAGAUUGGUGAAACACUUUAUAUCAUGUAUGUUCCCUUCUUACCCUUAACGUGAUGAUUUAUGGCCACACAAAUAUCUUAGACUUGUUUUUAAUCACAAGUUUCAAACGUUUAACUUUCUUUCUUAAA
This is a messenger RNA of Nicotiana attenuata, 3711 nucleotides long. Its product is annotated as DNA ligase 4. Gene Ontology annotation, molecular function: ATP binding; DNA binding; DNA ligase (ATP) activity. The coding region runs from base 88 to 3594 and encodes 1168 amino acids. Gene Ontology annotation, cellular component: DNA ligase IV complex. The record is from RefSeq and is a predicted model, not a curated record. The transcript is spliced from 27 exons. Gene Ontology annotation, biological process: DNA recombination; nucleotide-excision repair, DNA gap filling; DNA biosynthetic process. Lineage: Eukaryota; Viridiplantae; Streptophyta; Magnoliopsida; Solanales; Solanaceae.